AUGGCCGGACAAAUGGCAGUGCUGGGUUCAGCUAUUCUGGCUCUCUUGUUAGCUGGCUAUCUAGCACAGCAAUAUUUACCAAUGCCUACACCAAAAAUAAUUGGGAUUGACCUUGGCACAACUUACUGCUCUGUUGGCGUCUUUCUUCCUGGAACGGGGCAGGUGAAGGUUAUUGCAGAUGAAAAUGGGCACAACAGCAUACCAAGUAUAGUCUCUUUCACAGAGAGAGAUGUGUAUGUAGGAUAUGAUGGCCUAGAACUGGCUGAUUCGAAUCCACAGAACACCAUAUAUGAUGCAAAAAGAUUUAUUGGGAAAAUCUUUUCUUCAGAAGAACUGAAGAGUGAAAGUAGCAGGUAUCCCUUUAAGAUUUUCAACAACAAUGGAUCAGCUGAAUUUUCUGUGACAACUAAUGAAACCUUCCAUGUCACUCCAGAGCAUAUUGGUGCUCAGCUGCUACUGAAAUUGAAGAGAAUGGCAGAAGACUCUCUUGGCAUGCCCAUUUCAAAGGCAGUCAUUUCUGUGCCAGCAGAGUUUGAUGAAAGGCAGCGGAAUUCUACCAUUAAGGCAGCUAACCUUGCAGGUCUAAACAUUUUACGAGUGAUAAAUGAACCCACAGCUGCAGCUAUGGCUUACGGACUCCACAAAGCUGAUGUGUUUAAUGUUCUGGUGGUGGAUUUGGGUGGAGGAACUUUGGAUGUGUCUCUGUUGAACAAGCAGGGAGGGAUGUUCCUCACACGAGCCAUGGCAGGUAACAACAAACUUGGAGGACAGGAUUUUAACCAGAGGUUGAUGCUGUAUUUAUAUGAUCAGCUCCAUCAAAUGUACGGCUCUCUGCCAACAAGAAAAGAAGAAAUACAUCACCUCAGACAGGCUGUGGAAGCAGUGAAAUUAAACCUGACUGUUCAUGAGGCAGCUACACUAAGAGUGUCAUUGACUUUACCAGAAAGGAAGCUUACAAAAGAAGUUCCAGAAAGUGAGGUAAAAACAAACACCGUGCUAAAAGAAAAGCCUUCACAAAAAACAGAUCUGAAGAAUUUUGGAGACACUCCAAAAGUAGAGAAAAAUUUUGUCAAAGUUCUAUUUGAAACAGAAAUCUCCAGGAAGCUAUUUGAGAUGUUAAACAAGGACCUUUUUGAGAAGAUCCUUGUGCCUAUUGAACAAGUGUUGAAGGAAGGCCACCUGAACAAAGCAGAAGUGGAUGAAAUUGUGUUAGUUGGAGGUUCCACCCGGAUUCCUCAAAUACGCAGAGUUAUUCAGGAUUUCUUUGGAAAGGAACCUAACACUUCUGUAGAUCCUGAUCUAGCUGUUGUAACAGGGGUAGCUAUCCAAGCAGGAAUCGUUGGUGGGUCCUGGCCACUUCAAGUCAGUGCUAUAGAAAUUCCUAAUAAGCAUUUACAGAAGACUAAUUUUAACUGA
Molecule: messenger RNA, 1416 nt
Organism: Indicator indicator
Lineage: Eukaryota; Metazoa; Chordata; Aves; Piciformes; Indicatoridae
Gene: HSPA13
Product: heat shock protein family A (Hsp70) member 13
Exons: 5
Coding region: 1-1416 (471 amino acids)
Biological process (GO): protein refolding; vesicle-mediated transport; cellular response to unfolded protein
Cellular component (GO): plasma membrane; cytoplasm; nucleus
Molecular function (GO): misfolded protein binding; ATP-dependent protein folding chaperone; heat shock protein binding
Source: RefSeq, a predicted model, not a curated record